AUGAAGUUUUCACUGCCACUUUUGACUCUGGUGAGUCUGUGCAUUGGAAACAGCCAGGCUCUUUCCAUCAAUAGACACGCCCUGGGACAGCAGCCUUUGGAGCUGGACCUCUCCAUUCCCCAGGAGCUUUUGAACAAGGGGAAAUCUUUCCUUGACACUGUUUCUGAGGCUCUUGGCGAGUCCACCGAAGGUUUGACUGCCGAGAUGAAGGAACUGUGGGGAGAAAUGGAAAUGAAGUUCCCUGAUGCUAUCCAAAGCAUGACAGUCAAGUCUGAACCUAGUUUCAAGAUCACCAAGAAGCCAACCACUUUCUGGGACGCUCACGUUCAAAACGACAAACUGUCCAAUUACAAGUUGAGAGUCAAGGAAACCAACCCUGGUGACUUGGGAAUCGACCACACCAAGCAAUAUUCUGGAUACCUGGAUGUGGAAGAUGAAGACAAGCACUUUUUCUACUGGGCCUUUGAGUCCAGAAACGAUCCUAAGAACGACCCAGUGAUUCUCUGGCUUAACGGAGGUCCAGGUUGUUCUUCCUUGACCGGUUUGUUCUUCGAAUUGGGAUCCUCCUCCAUCGGUCCAGACCUCAAGCCAAUCUACAACAAGUACUCGUGGAACUCCAACGCAACCGUUGUGUUCCUUGACCAGCCAGUCAAUGUCGGAUUCUCGUACUCCUCCCAAUCUGUGUCCAACACCGUUGCAGCCGGUAAGGAUGUGUAUGCAUUCCUCGAACUGUUCUACCAGCAAUUCCCACACUUGCUGAAAAACGACUUCCACAUUGCUGGAGAGUCCUACGGAGGCCACUACAUCCCGGUGUUUGCCUCUGAGAUCCUGACCCAUGCAGACAGAUCGUUCAACCUGACCUCUGUUCUUAUUGGUAACGGAUUGACCGACCCAUUAACCCAGUACCCAUACUACGAGAGAAUGGUGUGCUCCACCGACGGAGGUGUUGAGCCAAUUCUUUCCGAGGAGGAGUGUUCUGGUAUGGAGGACAGCCUGCCAAGAUGUCUUUCGUUGAUUGAGUCGUGCUACAACUCCGAGUCUGUGUUUGCAUGUGUUCCUGCAGCCAUUUACUGUAACAACGCCGAGAUUGGCCCAUUCCAGCAGACCGGAAAGAACGUUUAUGAUGUCAGAAAGGAGUGCAAGGGCUCUCUGUGUUACGAGGACAUGGACUAUCUUGUUGACUACUUGAACCAGGACUUUGUCAAGGAGAAGCUUGGUGCCGAGGUUGACAACUACGUUUCCUGCAACUUUGACGUGAACAGAAACUUCUUGUUUGCCGGGGACUGGAUGAAGCCAUACCACAAGAACGUUGUCAACUUGUUGGAGCAGGACGUUCCUGUUUUGAUCUAUGCUGGUGACAAGGACUUUAUUUGCAACUGGCUCGGAAACGAGGCCUGGUCCAACGCUUUGCCAUGGUCUGGCCACGAGGAGUUUGAGGCUGCCAAGACCUACGGUUUCCACUUGGAGGACGGCACCAAGGCUGGUGAGGUCAAGAACUUUGAUAAGUUCACCUUCGCCAGACUGUACGAUGGAGGACACAUGAUCCCAUACGAUCAGCCAGAGAGCUCCUUGACGUUUGUCAACAGAUGGAUUGCAGGUGACUACACUCUGGGAACUAAGAAAUAA
Messenger RNA from Ogataea philodendri, 1626 nucleotides. RefSeq lists its product as uncharacterized. Gene Ontology annotation, molecular function: serine-type carboxypeptidase activity. The record is from RefSeq and is a predicted model, not a curated record. NCBI's taxonomy places the organism in Eukaryota, Fungi, Ascomycota, Pichiomycetes, Pichiales, Pichiaceae. Gene Ontology annotation, cellular component: fungal-type vacuole. Bases 1 to 1626 code for a protein of 541 amino acids. The transcript has a single exon. Gene Ontology annotation, biological process: proteolysis.